UUGGUUAUAAAGUAAAUAUAUAUUUUUUCAAAUGAAGAAACAAUGAUUUCUACAGUAGGACGCGUCAUUAAUAGUAGUACAAUAAGAGCUUGAUGGAGUGCGGCUUUGUCAAAGUGAUGUGCAUGCAAAGCACUGGAGUCCCUGUUGUCCAAUCAGCGAGCGCCGUCCCUCGCCCUCGUCCAAUGGGAAAUAGGCGCAUGCAGGUGGCUGCGCGGAUAUCAGCGCGCCCCGCCGCGCGCACGCCGCAGCCCAGGUCCAUUUAGGAGGAAAGUGGACCGAAGUUCCUCAGCAUCCAAACUGCAAAAAAAAAGAAAAGAAAAAAAAAAAAAAAAAAACAACUACAUCGUCUGUUCCUGCAUCUUCCGAACGGAUACCGAAAGUGGAGCCACACGGUAAACGCGCAAGAGACUCCAUUUAAUAACGUUUGUGUUCAUUUUGAAGUACAACAACAAGUUCGUAAGUUAGGAAACUAAGUCCUCCCAGUCAGAGAGGAGCUCGAGCCGCGCCGCGCCGCAAGUCAGUGCCGCCGCCGCCGAGGAUCCGCGCGUCCAGGACGGCCGACAUCCGUGGACUAAACUAAUAAUUGGGGCAAUUUCGCGUCGUCGCGCAUUCGGGCGGUCCAUGCUCACCAAUGUUAGCUGUGGGGCAGAUGGAUGCUAAUCGGCAAAGUGCGUUCGUGCUCGGCAGCACACCGCUGGCGGCUCUACACAACAUGACGGAGAUGAAGAGCUCCCUGUUCCCGUACUCGCUGCAGAGCCCCGCGGGCUUCAAGGCGCCGUCGCUCGGCAACCUCAACUCGCAGCUGCCUGCUUUGGGGACGCCACAUGGAAUAAGCGACAUCUUGGGCAGACCGAUUGCCGCCACCGCCGCCGGACAGCUGCUCUCGGGAUUUCCGCGGAUAAAUGGGCUCGCCGGCUCCGCAGGAAUGUACUUCAACCCGGCGGCCGUGUCCCGGUACCCGAAGCCGCUGACGGAGCUGCCGGGGAGGGCGCCCAUAUUCUGGCCCGGGGUGAUGCAGAGCUCCCCGUGGAGGGACCCGCGGGUGCCCUGUCCCGCUCAGAGCAACGUGAUGCUGGACAAGGACGGCAAGAAGAAGCACUCGAGACCCACCUUCUCAGGACAGCAGAUCUUCGCUCUGGAGAAAACUUUCGAGCAGACCAAGUACCUGGCGGGACCCGAGCGGGCCAGACUGGCUUAUUCCUUAGGAAUGACCGAAAGCCAAGUCAAGGUUUGGUUCCAGAACAGAAGGACCAAGUGGCGGAAGCGACACGCCGCCGAAAUGGCGACGGCCAAGAAGAAGCACGACUCGGAGACGGAGAAGAUGAAGGAGAGCUCGGACAACGAGGACGAGGACGAGUACAACAAACCUCUGGACCCGAAUUCGGACGACGAGAAAAUAACGAGACUGCUGAAAAAGCACAAAGCGGCCAACAUGUCGCUCAUCAGCCCGUGCAGCAACGGCUCGGACGCCUCGUGACGACCGUUGAAAAAGUGGCGGGACUUGUGCGUCUGACGAGGCUUCAAAAGCUAAAACAAACCAGGGUAUUUCAACGCUCAAAGAUCGGAAAUAUGACAUAUAAGCUGUACAGACCAUAAUGUAAGUGAGAUGUAUAUAUUUUUUACUACAUGAUUAUAAGUUAUGUGUUAAACGCACCCCGGGACGUGGAAGGCGCCUCUUUCCCCCGAAUGCAAACAUUUUCGUCACGUUGAUGUUCAGAGGCUCCACAUGUCACCUAACAAGCAAU
Molecule: messenger RNA, 1745 nt
Organism: Scleropages formosus (Asian bonytongue)
Lineage: Eukaryota; Metazoa; Chordata; Actinopteri; Osteoglossiformes; Osteoglossidae
Gene: nkx6-2
Product: NK6 homeobox 2
Exons: 3
Coding region: 632-1477 (281 amino acids)
Biological process (GO): cell differentiation; regulation of transcription by RNA polymerase II
Cellular component (GO): nucleus
Molecular function (GO): RNA polymerase II cis-regulatory region sequence-specific DNA binding; DNA-binding transcription factor activity, RNA polymerase II-specific
Source: RefSeq, a predicted model, not a curated record